Molecule: messenger RNA, 9734 nt
Organism: Sphaeramia orbicularis (orbiculate cardinalfish)
Lineage: Eukaryota; Metazoa; Chordata; Actinopteri; Kurtiformes; Apogonidae
Product: axoneme-associated protein mst101(2)-like
Exons: 44
Coding region: 379-7986 (2535 amino acids)
Cellular component (GO): membrane; sarcoplasmic reticulum
Molecular function (GO): signaling receptor binding
Source: RefSeq, a predicted model, not a curated record
CCGUUCCCCCUCGCCCUACCCUGUCCUGUGCUGCCUUAGCUUAGCUUGUUCCUCUCCUGUGCUGCUUUAAUUCGCCUAUCCGUCCCUAGACCCCCCUCUGCAAUGCUGCCGCUGUGGCAGCUCCAAAUUCCCCAAAAACUGUAAAGUCUGAUUCUCAUUUCCUUCACUCUUUCUUGAAGACGCUCAACCUGAGGAUCAAUGGGCCAAGAAACAAGAAUCUGAAAUGGAAAUGGAAUAAUCCAACAAUUGGGAAUUUUUAUUCUGUGACAAGUGGAUACUGAUUGGAUUUAGUGAAGGUGUGAGUGUCCAGUCGGUUCUGCAUGAGGAGGCUUUGCCCCCAACUCCAAAGACUACACCUGAAAUAGUCUCCAUAUCACCAUGGCUGAAGGCACCAAACCAGCCUCCUCUGCAGCCACUGGGUCCAAUGGAGCAACAGCGGCACAGUCGACCUCUCUAAAAUCCAGAGGUCUGGAUCUCCUCAGGACGGUCAAAGUAUCUGUGGAGCUCAUGAUCGCCCUUGUCGCGCUCCUGUCCUGGGUGGUUGUAGGCGUGGUGAUGUUUGACUUUGUCGAAUACAAGGCAGUCCCUGACAUUCAACAAAUCAUUACAGACCCUGUACAAGCAGUAAACGACGCUGUUGAUGAAGUAUCCAGUCUAGUAAAUAAGUUUCAAGAAUGUGCACCUGAUUUAAGUGACCCCACGUCCGUUGCCACGUACACAGCUGAAGAAAUAGGACUAGCAAAAGAUGGAGUCGUUCGAUAUUUUUCAGAUGAGGAUGGCAAUUUCUACCUUAGUUACAUUGACCCUGUGGUCAUUGGAAGACAAGCUUUCCACACUGCUGAUGACUUCAUGAAAGACGUAGGGGGCACCGUCAGGGACACCACAUGUGCUAUGAUAGAUAGUGUAGUUGAUGCUAUAAAGGAUAUAAAUACAGGAGAAACGGAUCUUAGCUACAUAGACCCUGUAGUCAUAGGCAGAAAUGUCUUCAGCGUCACUAAUGAGUUCAUGUGUGGAGUUGGAGGCUCCAUCCAGCAUGUGCUCUGUGCCAUCAUAGACACUAUUUUAGAUGUAGGAAAAGGAAUUUACCAAGGAACCACGGAUGUCAGCUUCGUUGAUCCGGUGGUAAUUGGCAGAAAAACUUUUCAUAUCAGUAAUGACGCUGUAGGAGGAAUAGCGGGUCACAUCCAGGACGUGCUCUGUGCCAUCAUAGACACUAUACUGGACAUUGUUAAAGGAACCACUGACAUUAGUUUCAUUGACCCUGUGGUUAUUGGCAGAAAUGUCUUCAAUGUUACUAAUGACUUUGUGAGUGGAAUAACAGGAUACAUUCAGAGUGUACUUUGUGCAAUCUUGGAUAUAGUCCUGGACAUAGUGAAAGGAACCACUGACGUUAGUUUCAUUGACCCCGUGGUUAUUGGCAGAAAUGUCUUCAAUGUUAUUAAUGACUUUGUGAGUGGAAUAGCAGGAUACAUUCAGGAUGUACUUUGUGCAAUCUUGGAUGUAUUCCUAAACACUGUAAAAGAUAUCAUGGACGCUGUGGGAUUCAGCCCCAUGUCAAUUCUGAAGACAACAGCAGAAAUCACCACAGAACAGAUAAACAUGCUGACAGGCUACCUCUCCACAACACUGAUGGGCGAACAAGGUAUCAUGCCUGAGGUGUCAGUUGAUCCCAUGAAAGUGGUCGAAGACGCUGUGUUGGAGUUCAGCGACAAGAAAGAUUUGUUCGUGGCUUACAUGUCGAGCAUGGUUGUUGGUGAUCAAGGUGAACCUGUUACUACACCAGAUGUCAGUGUAGUAACUGAAAAAGAUGACUCUGCAGCGCCAUCAUCUGAUAUAAAUCUGGUGCAAAGGAAAGGUGAAUUCCUUCCACCUAUUGAAAAAGUUGCAGACAUUGUGCACGAUGCCAAAGAUGAAGCUGCUCCUGCUCCAGAGAUAAGUGAAGCCUCAGAUUUAAAGAUGGAGGAGGGGGAAGCUGAGGUUCCCAUCUCCAGUGAAGCAGACAGCAAAGCAGCAGAGGAAGAUGAUGUGAAACUUGCUGAUGCUGAAGAAGAAAAACAUGAACCAUCUCUGGGAGAUGAUGACCAAGUCCUUGCUGAGGAAGAGGAGGAGAAACAGGAGGACACUGAAGAAGUUCAUGCCACCGAGGAGGGAGAAAUUAUUACUAAGGAGGAUGCAGCAGAUACUGAGGAAGAGGAGGAAAAGGAGGAAGUGGAGAUAAAAGUAGAAGGGAGUUCUGCUGCAGAAGAGGAGGAGGAAUUAAAAACAGAGGAGAAGGAAACAGAAGACCAAAAGGCAGAAGAGGAGGAAGAAGAGGAGACUACAGCAGAAGAUGUGGUAGAAGCUGAGGAGGAAGAGGAGGAGAAGAAGGAAGAAGAAAUAAAAACAGAACAGGUGGUAGAAGAUGAGGAAGAGGAGGAGGAGGAGAAAAAAGAGGAGAUAACAACAGAAGAGGUGGUAGAAACAGAAGAGGAGGAGGAGAAGGAGAAGAUAAAAACAGAAGCCGUGGUAAAAUCUGAGGAGGAGGAGGAGGAGGAGGAGGAGAAGAAAGAGGAAAUAAAAACAGAUGCCGUGAUACAAUCUGAGGAGGAGGAGGAGAAAGAGGAGAUAAAAACAGAAGAUGUGGUGGAAGCUGAGGAAGAUGAAGAGGAGAUUUUAGCUUCUACUGCCACCAUCGAAAAAUAUGUGGUGUCUGAGAAAACAGAGGAAAGCAUGGAAAUAACUGACACAGAUGAAGAACUUCAGGUGGACAUGGUUUUGGAGGAAGAAGAAGACAAAGAAAGAGAAACAGAGGGUGAAGUAGAGAUUAAGGUAGAGGUGGACGAUGACGUUGAAACAGAACCAUCAGUCCAGAAACUUGAUGUGGAACAUCUGUCUGCUGUGAGGCCUGUUAAUGAGAGUGUAUCUGAUGAGGAGGAUGAAGAAGGAGAAGCACCAAUAUCACUGCCUGUUCAUGACCAAGACAUCACUGAAGACCACGAUGAGAACAACAACAACAGCGAGAGGCUGAAAACUGACCCUGAGAGGCUGAAAAGAGCUGCAUCCAAAGCUGAUCGCAAAGACAUACACCUCGAGAAACAGCUCGAGAAAGAUGAAGUAACCCAAUUAUCCAAAGAGGAAGAAGUGGAGAAGCCCUCUGAGAAAAAGAAAGAUUUAUUAGAGCCUGAACUUGAAAAGAAGGAAGCAUCCAAAGACAAAAUUGAGGAGGACAAAAAACCAAAACAAAAGAAAGAAGUAAAGAAAACACCCAAAGAAAAAGAAGAAAAGAAACAUCCAAUACAGGUAAAGAAACUCCUCAAGAAAGAAACAGAAGAAAAGAAACCUCCCAAAGAAAAGGAUGAACUGAAAAAGCCUCAGAAAAAAGUGAAAGAGGAGGAGAAACCUUCCAAAGAAGUAAAAGCUGAAAAGAAACCUCUCAAAAAAGUAAAAGAAGAGAAAAAACCUCUCAAAGAAAAGGGUGAUCUGAAAAAACCUCCAAAAGAAAAAGAGGUGAAAAAACCUCUCAAAGAAAAGGAUGAUCUGAAAAAACCUCCAAAAGAAAAAGAGGUGAAGAAACCUCUGAAAGAAAAGGAAGAAGUGAAGAAACUUCCCAAAGAAAAACAGGAAGGGAAGAAACCUCCCAAAGAAAAAGAAGAGAAGAAACCUCCUAAAGAAAAGGCAGAGGUGAAGAAACCCCCCAAAGAAAAGGAAGAAGUCAGGAAACCUCCCAAAGAAAAAGAAGAGACAAAACCAACCAAAGAGAAGGAAGAAGUGAAGAAACCUCCCAAACAAAAAGAAGUGAAGAAACCUUCCAAAGAAAAAGAAGAGGUAAAGAAAGCUCUCAAAGAAAAAGAAGUCAAGAAACCUCCAAAAGAAGUAAAAGAAGAGAAGAAACUUCCCAAAGAAAAGAAAGAAGUGAAGAAACCUCCCAAGGAAAAGGAGGAAGUAAAGAAACCCCCUAAAGAAGUAAAAGAAGAGAAGGAACCUCCCAAAGAAAAAGAAGAGGUAAAGAAAGCUCCCAAAGAAAAAGAAGUCAAGAAACCUCCAAAAGAAGUAAAAGAAGAUAAGAAACCCCCCAAAGAAAAGAAAGAAGUGAAGAAACCUCCCAAGGAAAAGGAGGAAGUAAAGAAACCCCCUAAAGAAGUAAAAGAAGAGAAGGAACCUCCCAAAGAAAAAGAAGAGGUAAAGAAAGCUCCCAAAGAAAAAGAAGUCAAGAAACCUCCAAAAGAAGUAAAAGAAGAUAAGAACCCCCCAAAGAAAGAAAGAAGUGAAGAAACCUCCCAAGGAAAAGGAGGAAGUAAAGAAGCCCCCCAAAGAAGAAGAAGUGAAGAAACCUCCAAAAGAAGUAAAAGAGAGAAGAAACCUCCCAAGGAAAAAGAGGAAGUGAAGAAACCCCCAAAGAAGAAAAAGAAGAGAAGAAACCUUCAAAAGAAAAAGGAAGAAGUGAAGAAACCCCCCAAAGAAAAAGAAGUGAAGAAACCUCCCAAAGAAAAGGAGGAAAUCAAGAAACCUCCCAAAGAAGUGACAGAAGAAGCAAAACUUGCCAAAGGACCAAAAGAUGAAAUAAAGAAACCUCCCAAAGAAAAGGAGGAAGCGAAGAAACCUCCCAAAGAAGUAAAAGAAGUAAAACCUCCCAAAGAACCAAAAGAGGAACUGAAGAAACCACCCAAGGAAAAGAGGGAAGUCAAGAAACCUCCCAAAGAAGCAAAACCUCCCAAAGAAGAAGUAAAGAAACCUCCCAAAGAACCAAAAGAAGAGAAGAAACCUUCCAAAGAAAAGGAGGACGUCAAGAAAGUUCACAAAGAAAAAGAAGAGAAGAAACCUCCCAAAGAAGUGAAAAAAGAAGCAAAAACUCCCAAAGAAAAGGAGGAAGUAAUGAGACUUCCCAAAGAAAAGGAGAAAGCUAAGAAGCCUCCCAAAGAGAAGGAAGAAGUCAAGAAACCUCCAAAAGAAAAGGAAGAAGCCAAGAAACCUCCCAAAGAAGUGAAAGCAGAGAAGAAACCUUCCAAAGGACCAAAAGUGGACGUGAAGAAGCUUCUCAAAGAAAAGGAGGAAGCAAAGAAACCUCCCAAAGGAAAGGAAGAAGCCAAGAAACCUCUCAAAGAAAAGGAAGACAAGAAACCUCCCAAAGAAGUGAAAGAAAAAGCAAAACCCCCCAAAGAACCAAAAGAGGAAGUGAAGAAGCCUCUCAAAGAAAAGGAGGAAGCAAAGAAACCUCCCAAAGAAAAGGAAGAAAUUAAGAAGCCUCCCAAAGAGAAGGAGGAAGUCAAGAAACCUCCCAAAGAAAGGAAAGAAAAAGCAAAACCCCACAAAGAACCAAAAGAGGAAGAAAAGAAGCCUCCCAAAGAAAAGGAGGAAGCCAAGAAGCCUCCCAAAGAGAAGGAGGAAGUCAAGAAACCUCCCAAAGAAGUGAAAGAAAAAGCAAAACCCCCCAAAGAACCAAAAGAGGAAGAAAAGAAGCCUCCAAAGAAAGGAGGAAGCCAAGGAAACCUCCCAAGAAAAGGAGGAAGCCAAGAAACCUCUCAAGAAGUGAAAGAAAAGCAAAACCCCCCAAAGAACCAAAGAGGAAGUAAGAAGCUCUCAAAGAAAAGGAGGAAGCAAAGAAAACCUCCCAAAGACAAGGAAGAAGCUAAGAAACCUCCCAAAGAAAAGGAAGAAGCUAAGAAACCUCCCAAAGAGAAGGAGGAAGUCAAGAAACCUCCCAAAGAAAAGGAGGAAGCCAAGAAACCUCUCAAAGAAGUGAAAGAAAAAGCAAAACCCCCCAAAGAACCAAAAGAGGAAGUAAAGAAGCCUCUCAAAGAAAAGGAGGAAGCAAAGAAACCUCCCAAAGAAAAGGAAGAAGAUAAGAAACCUCCCAAAGAGAAGGAGGAAGUCAAGAAACCUCCCAAAGAAAAGGAGGAAGCCAAGAAACCUCUCAAAGAAGUGAAAGAAAAAGCAAAACCCCCCAAAGAACCAAAAGAGGAAGUGAAGAAGCCUCUCAAAGAAAAGAAGGAAGCCAAGAAACCCCCCAAAGAAGUGAAAGAAGAAGCAAAAACCCCCAAAGAACUGAAAGAGAAAGUGAAAAAGCCUCCCAAAGAAAAGGAGGAAGCCAAGAAACCUCCCACAGAAAAGGAGGAGGCCAAGAAACCUCCUAAAGACGUGAAAGAAGUAAAAACCCCCAAAGAACCAAAAGAGGAAGUGAAGAAGGCUCCCAAAGAAAAGGAAGAAGUCAAGAUACCUCCCAAAGACGUAAAAGAAGUAAAACCUCCCAAAGAACCAAAAGAGGAAGUCAAGAAACCUACCAGAGAAAAGAUGGAAGUCAAGAAACUGCCCAUAGAAGUAAAAGAAGUAAAACCUCCUAAAGAACCAAAAGAGGAAGUGAAGAAGCCUCCCAAAGAACCAAAAGAGGAAGUCAAGAAACCUCUCAAAGAACCAAAAGAGGAAGUCAAGAAACCUCUCAAAGAACCAAAAGAGGAAGUCAAAAAGCCUCCCAAAGAAAAGGAAGUCAAGAAACCUCCCAAAGAAGUGAAAGAAGUAAAACCUCCCAAAGAACCAAAAGAGGAAGUGAAGAAGCCUCCCAAAGAACCAAAAGAGGAAGUCAAGAAACCUCUCAAAGAACCAAAAGAGGAAGUGAAGAAACCUCCCAAAGAAAAGGAGGAAGUGAAGAAACCUCCCAAAGAAGUGAAAGAAGUAAAACCUCCCAAAGAACCAAAAGAGGAAGUCAAGAAACCUCCCAAAGAAAAAGCUGAAGCAAAACCUCCCAAAGAAAAGGAGGAAGUCAAGAAACCUCUCAAAGAGAAAGAAGAGAAGAAACCUCCCAAAGUAAAAGAGGAAGUAAAGACACCUCCCAAAGUGGAGAAAGAAGAUAUUAAAAGGAAAGAAAUCAAGACAGUUGCUAAACCCAAAAAGAUUAUUCGAGUAAUCAAGAAGGAGGCUGCACCAGUGCUGACGAAGGAACAUGUUAACAUCACAAAAGCAGUCGAGGUUGAACCAAAACCAAAACCCACACUGGUUCACAAAGAUGCUGAGGUUACCAAAGAAAAGGCCAAAAAAGCUCCUCCCAAGAAAGAAGCUCCAAAGGAAAAGGUCAAAGCUGCUCCUGUUAAAGAGGCAGCUGCUCCAAAAGAAAAGGCCAAACCAGUUGUUCUGGCUAAAGAACCAGAAGUCGCUCCGAAAAAUGUUUCUCUGGUCAAAGAGAAAGUCAAAGUAGUCCCAAUCAAGAGAGUGCAAAAACACAGAGUCAGAGCAGUUUCUGCCAAGAUCGCUGAGGUUCCAAAACCAAAGCCGAAACCGACCCCGGUUAUUAAAGAAGCUGAGGCUCCACACAAAAAUGUGUCUCUGACCAAAGAAAAGGUGAAGGUCACACCACUGAAGAAAGUGCCUGUGACCCCAAAAGAGAAAAUCAAAGCAGCACCAGCAAUAAAAGAAGCUGAAGUUCUCAAGGAGAAAAAGGCAGGGCCAGUUGCCAAAAAAGUACCUGUUACCAAAGUGAAACGUACACCACCUGAAAAGAAGAAAGAACCUGAGGCCAAACCAGUCCAUGCCAAAAAAGAAGUUACAAAGGAGAAGCCUAAAGCAGCCCCUGAAAAGAAAGAGCCUGUAGCAAGAAAAGAAAAGCUCAAACCACACCUUAAGAAAAAAGAGCCUAAAGUCCUAAAGAAGAAAGUCAAACCGAUUCUUACAAAAGCUGCAUUGAGGAUAAAGCGCAGGCCUGUUCGUAUGAAGAAAGAACUGGAGACUCUUAAAGAGAGGCACAAAGCUGCUGCAGUGAAGAAAGAAAAAGCAGUAGAGAAGAGGACAGUGAAAGAAGAGAAAACUAAAGUGGACAGAGUUUUGAAAGAGAUACAGCAGCCUGCAAAGAAAGAAAAAGCAGUGGAAAAGAAAGCUGCCAAAGAAGAAAAAGUAAAAGCAGAACCUGCCAUAUCAGACAGCUAUGUUAUGGAUGACGAGCUGCCCUACUUCCAGUGUUUCUUUGUGGAUGAGGAUGAAGCCCAGUUUCCAUUCUAUGCUUUUUCACCACUGAUAUUUUGAAACUUCAGCCUGAAUCCAGUCUGAGGUUUAGUCAGUUUUAUUGAUAAAAUGCCCAGCGCUGCUGAAAUGCAGUCUGCUGUUCAUCGUGGGUCUUCAGGAGAAAACCCAGGGCAGCAGAGCAUCAUGGGUAAUGGACCGAUUUGAUUUUCUUUCCAGAUUUGGUUGAGCUCUCACACCAAAUACAUGCAGCCAGUGUCAUUCCUUUCCUUUCAUUUUAUUUUAUUUUUUUAUCUUGAUAUUGAUAUAAUGGGAUGUCCAGUAUUAAAUGGAACAAUCUAUUCUACUACCUGUGGAUCAUCCAUUUACAUCAUAAAUGCAGAUAAUACAUCUACUGUUAAGAGCCUUUGUGCUGCAUCAUGGUGCAAAUUGUUUUUAAAGGAGUAAAUUGUGCUGUAAACAGGGUACAAAUAUGCCACAUGUACAACUGAGGCCUGAUCGCUCUGAGCCCAGGUUUACUUGAAAAGUGGUUGGUACAGUUGUGUUCCUUUAUUGCUUUUUUUUUUUUUUUUUUUUUUUUUUUUGCUUCACUACAUAAUAGACAUGUACAUAUGUCCAUAAUGCUUAUUAUUCAUUACACUUUUUUUUUUUUUCUUUUUUUUCUUUCUACCAGAGGAAUCACCUCUAAUUUACAACUUUUUUUGUUAUUUUAUUUUUACAUUUCAAAAGGAAUGACCAUGCACUGUAUAUGAGAGCUCCCAAACAUAACUACCUGACUUGUUGACAGUUAAAGUCUUAUUAAACUACACCAUCUACACACUUGUGCUAGUCCUUCAUGUUAAUAAUGGCUACGAUCAACGACUCUGCUCUAAUUCCUUUACCCGUUAGUGUAUGAAUGUGAUUCUCUCUGAAGGCACAUGGGAUUAUUUUCAGAUUAUUUCAGUCAAAGGGAUGAGCGCUGUCAGAAACUGAAGCUGCGUGAUCGACCAAAGAUGCUGUUAAUCAGCGUGACAAUAAGAUAGAAAAAGCUUUUAAUGAAUGGAAAAACCUGACGUAGCUAAACAUGAUUUUAGUCGCAGCGAGUCGGGUUAAGUGCCUUUGCUCAAGGACGUAGCACAGUGGCUAAAUAGGGGAUCAAACUCACAACCCCAACAUCUAAACAGGAUUUAUAAUAACUGAGCGUCCUGUACCAGAUUUCAGAUUGAUCAUGAAUACCUGCAAUUGGACUCGAAGCCAGGUCAUGUAUUCGAAAUCUCUGAAAAAUGAUAGAAAGAUAAUGCACCACUGGUGUUAACGUGGUAAAACGUUUAUAUCUUUCAUUAUGUGAAAACAUUGUGUGCUUAUUCUCAGAGUUGUGACAGAGGGUGUCACAUGUUUGGACAGAUUGACGUUGUAAACUGGACUCUGGUACAUUCAAUCUCAGCUUGUACCAGCCUUUGUUUACAUGUGACUCUAUACAUUUUACUCCAUAUGUUGUCUAGAAGACAGUUAGCACUAAUCCUGAAGCUAUACAUAAUCUUUUUAAUGAGAUACAAUGAAAACACACUAUUCAUUGAAAGAUGGUGCUGUAAUUUCCAGUCUAGUCCAGUAUGAAGAUGGAGUUUGGUGGAUUUUUAUUUAAGAUGCUCCAUUAUCAGUGAUGAAGUGGGCAUCCGGUCUUUGAAUAUUUCUAUGAGGUGUUACAUCUAAGUGAAUAUUUUUGCCAAAUAAGAGACGUAUAUUUAUGAUGGAAUAAUAAAAAAAAAUGUAGAACAAUGACAUGUUUUAAUAUCUCACUGAAACCAGGUACACAUGUGCAAUAAAUAAAUGAU